UUUGAGUAUAGAUACGGGACCUUUGAUAGUUAACAUCGAUGUCCGUUCUAUGUUUAUAAUGGACGUCGAGUGUGAAGUAAACAGUAAUAAGUCUACAAUUUAUCAUUCAUUUAGCUGAGACAAAACAAUUAAAACGUGUAUUGGAUUCUACAUUUAUAAUUCUGUAUUUAAAUGUUAAAAGUUUAUUUCUUUCAAAAUGAUCGGGAUUAUUAUUUUAGUGGCGGGAAUCGCUUAUUUCGCAGUGUUGAGUUACAAAAAUGCUUACAAGAGAUUAGAGAAUUUCCCACCGGGACCCCCUAGUUUGCCAAUCUACGGAGCAUAUUGGAUUAUGUUACUGACUGUGAUCGACAACUUGGCAGCCGCCUGUUGGAGCAUCAGCAAGAAAUAUAAUACCAAAAUAGUGGGGCUCUAUCUAGGACAGUUCCCAACAAUCAUUAUCAAUGAUUCCGCAAUGAUUAAGGAAAUGCUUUAUACCGAGGAAUUCGAUGGAAGAUUGGAUAUUAUACUCGGCCGGCUGCGUUCUUAUUGGAAGAAGCUAGGUAUAUUCUUCACGGACGGGUACUUCUGGCAUGUACAAAGGCGGUUUUCGCUGAGGUAUUUCCGAGAUUACGGCUUUGGAAGACGGGAUGAGGCUUUGGAGACCGUGGUGGAAGGUGAAAUUAAGGAGAUGAUUGACAUGUCUAUUAAUGGCCCUAAAUAUCCUGCAGAGAAGGAGCUGGUCAAGGGAGAGCUGAUUUACUUGCAACACUACUUCGCUGUCCCCUUCAUAAAUGGCAUGAUGCACGUUUUGAGCAAGAUGACUCUGCCAAGAUCAGAGUACCACGUGUUGUGGGAUCUAGCAAAGAAUGGCCUAAUAUUUCAGAGAAAUUCGAAUGACUUGGGAGCGGCCUUAUCUUUGACACCGUGGAUAAAAGAUAUCAUUCCGAAUUGGAGUGGUUAUAACGGCUUGAGGAAAGGCAACCAGUGUUUAUUAGAUUUCUUUCAGAAAUUAGUACAAGAAGUAAUUAAAACCCAUGACGGUACACACAAUCGCCAUUUCCUCGACAUGUAUGUCAAAAGAAUGAAGGAAGAACUUGAAAAAGAAGGAAAGUCUACAUUUUCAGUGGACCAGUUAGUCCUGACUUGCGUGGACUACAUGUUCCCCACCGCUACGGCCACGGAGUCAGUACUGGCCAUGCUGAUCGAAAGAAUACUGCUGCAGCCAGAGAUUCAAGACAAAAUUCACGAAGAGAUCGACAGAGUAGUCGGUAGGGGACGGCUGCCCAAUCUUGAUGACAGAAAGAAUAUGCCCUACACGGAGGCGUGCCUCCGUGAAAUGAUGCGGAUCGAACCACUGGUGCCAUUGGGUGUGGCGCACCGCUGCAUCACCAACUACAAGUUCCACGGAUACGAUAUACCCGAGGAUACGGUUGUGAGCGCAAACUAUUUGGUCCUUCACAUGGAUAAAGAGAUCUGGGGUGACCCUGAGAGAUUCCGCCCGGAACGGUUCAUAGCCAACGGCAAAUUGGACGUGUCAAAAGACAAGUCGCUGCCAUUCGGAGCUGGCAGGCGUCUAUGCGCAGGAGAAACUUACGCUCGACAAACAAUGUUCCAAGUAUUCGCUGGGUUCAUGCAAGCUUUUCAUGUCUCCACAGCCGACGGGAAACCUCUCAAGAAACCAUCCAAAAGAAUACAGGGCAUCAUCACCACUAUCCCUGAGUUUUGGGUCAGAGUCACACCGAGGAGAUGAAUAAACAUAACAAAAACAUUGCUUAGCCAUGAAUUUAUUAUAACAAAAAUUAGGGAAACAUACUUUAUGCUGUGAUCCGUCAAAAUUCAUUAGCAGUAAAUAAAAACAAUGUUAUUUAGUCAAGAAGCUGUGUUGCUAGAAGAAACAAAAUGGAUCCUAGAUAUAAUAAAAAAUAAGGUAAUAAAAGCGCUGGUUUAAAUCCAGCUUCACACCUUUUUAUGUUAAAAUUAAAAUGGUGGCAAAUAAGCGUACCUAUGGCCCGCUAUUGGAGAGGCCUAUGUCCAGCAGUGGGCUAGGAUAGGCUGUUGAUGAUGGCCCGCCUGAUGGUAGGCGGUCACCAUAGCAUAUAGAUGCUUACGAUAUCAAAAAUAUCACUCACACCGUUGUAUACCCUAAACCAAUCCUUCCAAUCCAAUACCCUAUCCCGUGGAGUCCUGCAACUUUACUCCCCGACAGAAACACAACGCUACCAAGAGGUAGUGUUAUUUUACUGUGUUCUUCUGUAAGGUAGAGGUUACUUCACCGGAUGGGCGGCGCUCCAAUUCGAGCGAAAAUCCGCCGCUGUGCUCUCUUACACGGAGUAGAAAAUUAUAUUUUAAAACUCUAUUUAGUAAAAACUUUGUAGUUAUAAAAUACUUAAAACUAUUUAAUAGGUCUAAAGAAAAUAUAACUAGAAAAAAUUCCACGCGGACCAGGCAGCAGACGGGACUCGAACCCGCACCCUUCGCAAUCCGGGCGAAUGCACUGACCAAUUAUGCUACCGCGGCCCUCACGGACCGCGUCGAA
This is a messenger RNA of Chilo suppressalis (striped riceborer), 2515 nucleotides long. The record is from the annotation of a GenBank genome assembly. Lineage: Eukaryota; Metazoa; Arthropoda; Insecta; Lepidoptera; Crambidae.